This is a messenger RNA of Brassica napus (rape), 1487 nucleotides long. RefSeq names its product probable ribonuclease P/MRP protein subunit POP5. Gene Ontology annotation, cellular component: ribonuclease P complex. Bases 1 to 450 code for a protein of 149 amino acids. Lineage: Eukaryota; Viridiplantae; Streptophyta; Magnoliopsida; Brassicales; Brassicaceae. Gene Ontology annotation, biological process: tRNA 5'-leader removal. Gene Ontology annotation, molecular function: ribonuclease P RNA binding. The record is from RefSeq and is a predicted model, not a curated record. The transcript has 2 exons.
AUGGUGGGGUUUAAGAACAGGUUCAUGUUGAUGGAGGUUUAUCUCGACCCUGACAAGGAUCUCUUAGGAGAAGGGACUCCUGUUAUUCUCACGAAGCUCAACCUCUCCGAAGCGAUCAAAGACAGCAUCCUCGUCAAUUUCGGCGAGUGCGGUCUCGCCUCUUGUCUCGGAUCCUUCCACGUCGCGUAUGUGAACCCGGUCACGAAGCUAUGCAUUGUAAGAUCGUCGAGAGAUGAACACAGACGAGUUUGGUCGGCGAUGACGCUGGUCAGAAGCGUCGGGAACUGCCCCGUGGUGUUUAACUUGCUCGAUAACAGCGGUUGUGUUAGAGCGUGUCGAGACGCGGCCUUGAAGUGCGAGACGGAGAAGUUUAAUCAGUCUGGUAAAGGAUUGUCUGAAGAGGAGGUUCGAGAGAUGAAUAGGUGUUUAGAUAAGCUCAAACUAUUGUAAUAACUCGAUUUUUUCGAAUUUGACCCCUAAGUUUUCAAAAUGUGCAAUCCUCCCCUUGUCUUAUAUACUGUUGCGAUUUGAUCUGGAUAUUUAUGGCAUUUUUUGUGAGACUCGGAAACUCAAGGGGCACAAGUGCAAAGUCGUCUUAAUUAAUAAACUCAAAAUUAUAUAAUUGGAGGAGCCAUUAUCGUCUCUGAAGUUAAACUCUUCUGUGGAGGAGAAGAAUCGAAUCGGAAAAUGAGAACCCCAAGAACCCUGGAGGUUUGGAGGCUAGGCACUGUCAACUAUUUGAAGUCCCUCAAACUUCAAGACAAGUUAGUUUCCGAGAGAAAAGCUAAUCGAAUCCCCGACACUCUGCUCUCGCUUCAGCAUCCACCAACUUACACCCUCGGAAAACGUAGAACCGAUCACAACCUCCUCAUCCCUGAAGCUGAACUCAAGAGCAUUGGAGCUGAGCUUCAUUAUACUCAGAGAGGAGGAGAUAUCACUUUCCAUGGCCCUCACCAAGCCGUCUUAUACCCUAUCCUUUCCUUACGCAGCAUAGGCUUUGGUGCUAGGAGCUAUGUAGAGGCAUUGGAGCGGUCGAUGAUCGAAUUUUCUUCGAUAUAUGGGGUGAAAGCUCGUGCAGGAAACAAAUGUGAGACUGGGGUUUGGGUUGGGGAUAGAAAGAUUGGUGCUAUUGGUGUUCGUAUAUCCUCUGGAAUCACUUGCCAUGGUCUGGCCUUCAACAUAGAUCCUGAUAUGAAGUACUUUGAGCACAUUGUUCCCUGUGGAAUUGCUGAUAAAGAAGUUACAUCUCUGAGAAGAGAGACGGAUGCUCAGCUUCCUUCCGAAGAAUUGAUUCAUGAGCAGUUGGUUUCCUCUUUGGCCAAAGUGUUUUCGUAUGAUGAUGUUGUGGUGAAGGAAGAUCCUUCAGCCAUUUUGGACAACCUGGAGGAUAACGACUAAUACUACAUUCAUAAAGUUCUCUUUCUAUGCACUUGAUUUGAGAUUUGUAACACUUUAUAUCAUUUGAUCAUCUAUAAAACAUUCAUCAA